UUUUGCUUAUGGCCUCAGUGCUGUGCUUUGAAGUUCACCAUCUCCCCCCGGUGCUUAAAAACUUAACCUCCUGCCCUUGCUUGCUGUUUCUGCUCUGCACCUGUCUGGUAUCCUGCAUAUUAAGGAUGGGGUACCCUUGCUGAGCCUGCUUCACUGACUACUACCCUGCACAGUCUUCUGCAGGACCUUCAUUUCCCAGUAGUUCAGCUGCACAUGAGCAGGACAGCAAUGAGAGCCAGUGAGAAGGACUUUGAAAAUGCAGUGAAUCAGUUGAAACUCUUGAAGAAGGAUCCAGGAAAUGAAGUGAAGCUAAAACUCUACGCGCUGUAUAAGCAGGCCACUGAAGGACCUUGUAAUACACCCAAACCAGGCAUGUUGGACUUCAUCAAUAAAACCAAAUGGGAUGCAUGGAGUGCCCUUGGCAGCCUACCCAAGGAAACUGCCAGGCAGAACUAUGUAGAUUUGGUGUCCAGUUUGAGUCCUUCGUCUGAAUCUUCUAGCCAGGUGAAGCCUGCAGCAGCCGAUGAGAAACUACCUGAAUCUGAAAACGUGGUGGUGACCUCUGAAGGUGGCAUCACAAAGAUCAUGUUGAACCGGCCCACCAAAAAAAACGCCAUCACCACUUCGAUGUACAAAGAAAUUAUUCAUGCACUUAAAGUUGCAAGCAUGGAUAACUCAACUAUAACUGUUAUUACAGGAAGUGGCGAUUAUUACAGUAGUGGGAAUGAUCUGACUAACUUCACAGCUGUUUCUCCAGGUGAAAUAGAGGAAUCAGCUAAAAAUGCUGUCAUUUUACUGAGGGAUUUUGUAAAGUCUUUUAUAGAUUUCCCCAAGCCUCUGAUUGCAGUGGUGAAUGGCCCAGCUGUGGGAAUUGUCGUCACCAUUCUCGGGCUAUUUGAUGUCGUGUAUGCAUCUGACAAAGCAACAUUUCAUACUCCAUUUAGUGAACUUGGACAAAGCCCGGAAGGAUGUUCCUCUUACACUUUUCCGAAGAUAAUGGGCCCCACCAAGGCAGCUGAGAUGCUUAUUUUCGGGAAGAAGUUAACAGCAGGAGAGGCAUGUGCUCAAGGCCUCGUUACUGAAGUUUUUCCUGAAAGCACUUUCCAGAAAGAAGUUUGGACCAGGCUGAAAGCAUAUGCAAAGCUCCCACCAAAUUCCUUGAGGAUUUCAAAGGAGUUGAUCAGAAGUACUGAGAAAGAAAAGCUACACGCCAUUAAUGCUGAAGAGUGCACUGUCCUCCAGGGAAGGUGGCUGUCAGAGGAGUGCACGAAUGCCAUCAUGAACUUCGUAUCCAGAAAGUCAAAACUGUGACAACCGCUAACAGCAGAGUUAAGGCCACAGAAGGAAGGGCAAGCACUCUACCGACUGAGCUAUCUCCCCAGCCCCAAAAGUCUUACAUCUUUUGACAUGAAUCGAUGCUGCCAGGAACAGUGGAACAUGGUGCCUGGGAUCCUGCUUUGAAAAGCACUCACAGCUCUACACGCUGAAGUUAUAUCCUUGAACACCACUAUAGCACUUUGACGUCCACACGGGGUGACUGACCGAAUCGGGCCAAACACUGACAGCUUGUGAAUUGCAGACUUGAGGUCCUCCACAGGUUGCAUGUUCUUUUUCAGCCAUCUAGCAAGGGAGCAAAUGGAAGGGACAAGUUACUAGGAAACAAGUAAGAAUCUUAGCUUCUUUUUUUCACAAUUUAAUAAACAGGCAUAAAGGGAGAAGUGGGUUGUUUCAUUGGAAAGCAGUGCUCCUGCUCUAGUGAGCCUGAGGAGCCUCGCUCUUGCCUGCAGUAUAUAAGAGGCACACCUGCAAGCUGCCGUGACUGCCUUUGCACCUCCUGUUUUGAUUCAUGCCAUACUGACAAGGGCUGGAGAUGCAAUUCCACGGGCUACAAAAUCGGCAUGGAAUAUUUUGCUUGUUUAAAUGCUUUUCUUUCAUUUUGAUCUUGCCUUCAAGAAUCAGCUUCCAGGUAGCUAACCCACCAAACCUGUAACUUUUUAAUUCUAAUUUUUCUUUUUUGUCCCAGUAAUACUACAUAAAAUAUCCAGUCUUAUAGAAAAUAUGUGAAUAGAAAUAAUCACUAAUGCUUAUUGGGCACUUAUUAGUGCUUAAUGCUCAUCAUUAUAUUUUAUCACCCAUCCCCAAAAAUGAUGCCAGAAAUUUAAAGUGAGGUAGGUACUGUUGCUUUUACAGUUUUCACUUAUAGACCUAGAAAUUGAAGACAUGGCUUGGAUCUGGAUUGUCCCCCAAGGACUCAUGUCCUUGAUCCCCAGUGCAGCACUGUUAGGAGAUGAGGCCACCUCUAAAAUUGGGAAUGUGAUGGGAUCAUGAGGGCACUGACCCCAUCAGUGGAUUAAUUCAUUGAUGGAUAUUUUGAUGGCGUUAUUGGGAGGUGGUAAAAACUACACAAGACAGGGCUUGGUUGGAGGAAGCAGGUUACUUGGGGCAUGCUAGCUCAUUCCUCUGCCUCUGCUUCCUGGCUGCCAUGAGGUGAGCAAUCUCCUUUGCCACAUGAUCACACCAUCUCGAUAUUCUUUACGCUUUGCCUCAAGCCCAGAAGCAGUGGAACAAGCCAACCUUGGACUGAAACCUCUGAAAUGGUGAUCCAAAAUAAAUCUUUCCUUCUCUGA
Sciurus carolinensis (gray squirrel) is the source of this 2627-nucleotide messenger RNA. It is a transcript of the gene Eci2, whose product is annotated as enoyl-CoA delta isomerase 2. NCBI's taxonomy places the organism in Eukaryota, Metazoa, Chordata, Mammalia, Rodentia, Sciuridae. The transcript has 11 exons. The coding region runs from base 214 to 1311 and encodes 365 amino acids. The record is from RefSeq and is a predicted model, not a curated record. Gene Ontology annotation, molecular function: fatty-acyl-CoA binding.